Molecule: messenger RNA, 1311 nt
Organism: Hansenula ciferrii
Lineage: Eukaryota; Fungi; Ascomycota; Saccharomycetes; Phaffomycetales; Wickerhamomycetaceae
Gene: CPA1
Product: carbamoyl-phosphate synthase (glutamine-hydrolyzing) CPA1
Exons: 1
Coding region: 1-1311 (436 amino acids)
Biological process (GO): L-arginine biosynthetic process; L-glutamine metabolic process; 'de novo' pyrimidine nucleobase biosynthetic process
Cellular component (GO): cytoplasm; carbamoyl-phosphate synthase complex
Molecular function (GO): carbamoyl-phosphate synthase (glutamine-hydrolyzing) activity
Source: RefSeq, a predicted model, not a curated record
AUGAUUAUGAAUACUUCAAUUUUAUUCAAAUCUAUUAAAUCAACAACUUUUUCAACUUUCCAAAAAUCUGUUUUUGUUAGAUCUUUAGCAACUCAAUCAAAUGAUUUAACUUCAUCAAAAAAAUUAGAUCGUGCAACUUUUACAAUUCGUAAUGGUCCAGUCUUUAGUGGUUAUUCUUUUGGUGCUAACAAAAACAUUAGUGGUGAAGCUGUUUUCACAACUUCUUUAGUUGGGUAUCCAGAAUCAAUGACUGAUCCUUCUUAUAAAGGUCAAAUUUUAGUCUUUACUCAACCUUUAAUUGGUAAUUAUGGUGUUCCAUCUGGUGAAGCUCGUGAUGAAUAUAAUUUAUUAAAAUAUUUCGAAUCUCCUCAUGCUUCAUGUAUUGGUAUUGUUGUUGCUGAUGUUGCUUUAAAAUAUUCUCAUUGGACUGCUGUUCAAAGUUUAAGUGAAUUUUGUCAAAAAGAAGGUAUUGCUGCUAUAACUGGUGUUGAUACAAGAGCUAUUGUUACUUAUUUAAGAGAACAAGGUUCUUCAUUAGCUCGUAUUAGUGUUGGUGAAGAAUAUGAUGCUGAUCAAGAUGAAGCUUUUAUUGAUCCUGGUUCUGUUAAUUUAGUUCAUAAAGUUACUACAAAAGCUCCAUUCCAUAUCCCUUCAUCAGGUCCUUAUCAUGUUGCAGUUAUUGAUUGUGGUGUUAAAGAAAAUAUCUUGAGAUCUUUAGUUUCAAGAGGUGCUUCAGUUACUGUUUUCCCUUAUGAUUAUCCAAUUCAUACUAUUGCUACAUCAUUUGAUGGUAUUUUCAUUUCAAAUGGUCCAGGUGAUCCAACUCAUUGUUCUGCAACUGUCCAUUCUUUACAAAAAACUAUGGAAACUUAUCAUGGUCCAAUUUUUGGUAUUUGUUUAGGUCAUCAAUUAUUAGCUUUAGCUGCAGGUGCUAAAACUAUCAAGAUGAAAUAUGGUAAUAGAGCUCAUAAUAUUCCAGCAUUAGAUUUAACUACUGGUAAAUGUCAUAUCACUUCACAAAAUCAUGGUUAUGCAGUUGAUCCAACUACAUUACCAAGUGAAUUUAAACCUUAUUUUACAAAUUUAAAUGAUCAAUCAAAUGAAGGUAUGAUUCAUGUUUCAAAACCAAUUUUUUCAACUCAAUUCCAUCCAGAAGCUAAAGGUGGUCCAUUAGAUUCUGCUUAUUUAUUUGAUAAAUAUUUUGAUGAUAUUAAAGAAUAUAAAUCAAAACAAAAUGAAUUGGUUGGUGUUGUUAGUAAUAAACCAACUGAUUUAAUGGUUAAUAUCUUACCAAAAGAAAGAGUUGUUUAA